AUUUUCUACAAUCAACGGCGUCGGCCACAUGCUCGCUCGUAAGACGAGAUCUUUCGCGAAAUACCAUUGAAUUAUGGUCAAAAGUACUGUGAAAUCAUAAGAAGGUGCUGAAUAAACUUGACAGUGACAUUGUACAAUUGAAUUGAAGUGGAUAUUUGCAAUAGUUUGCACGUAAACUCAAUUAAAAGAAAUUUUCAAAUACGCAAAAAGACUACGUGCUUUUCGUCUAUCUCAAUAACAUUAUUCUUCGUUGUCGAAUUGUUAAAUUUCGUCGUACUUUGCAUUCGGUGAGAAACUGUGUUUCGUAUGUGAAUUUCGGUUGAAGUAGAAUCGUAUGUGUAGAAAAUUGUACACAAAGCAAAGACCGCAUUAAAGAGGUGUUAGGAAGAAUACAUAAAGCGUGCGAAUCGGAUUUUGAACAGUGUGAAACCAGAGAACUUAAAACAAUUUAAGUUUAAAACAACAUUUAAGUUCUCUGGUGAAACUCAGAGAAUCGACGUUGUGAGUAUUUGUUAGCAGUGCAUUAUAUCAGAUCUGCCAACAUUAUGGCGGGCGACACUGAAAUCGCGGAUGAAAGCGGUAAAGUUUUUAAAUGUCACUCAAAUUUGAGAGUACCUAAAAUAGUGAUUUGUUUAGUGUGCGAAUAUGUGUAUCAUGUUAAUGACUUUAAUCGGUUAUCCAAAGGAAAAGUCAAAUUUAUAAGUGAAAUGUUCGUAAUAUGUCCAGAGCACCAUGGCAAUAUAACCUCAGACACAGAUAAUGUAAACAUUGAAUUGAACGAAGAGGCGAGAUUGCUAAUUACAGGAAUAAAGUUAUACGAAAAAGAAAAAUGUAAGGAAGAUAUUAACAAAAGCAUUACCUCAAGUCUUACCAAGGAUACAUUACUGCUGGACAACACAGUAAUCGAAGAUGAUUUAGCUCUGCUAAGAGUAGAAAUCGAGCUAUUAAAACAGCUCAAUCAAGAAAUACAAGAUAAAAAUGCGCUUCUACAGGAAUUACUUGCACGCAAAAAUAAUAAUAUAAUUAACCAAGAUGUAACCAGUUAUGCUGAUAACAUUAAAAAAGAUAACAGCAGCACUAGAGAGGUUGUUCCUGAUAUUAUUGUUAAAGUCAAAUAUAAUAAUAAUACUAAAACUCUGGAACAUGUAAGAAAUAAGAUCCUAGUUGAUAUUGCAGUUCCAAUUAAAAUAAAUUUUGCUAACAAGAAUGGAGAAGUAACGAAUAAAUGCCAAAUAAAAUAGAUGUAACAAGAACUACUACUCUAUUAAGUGAAAAAAUGGAUAAGGACUAUAUUUUAGUAUAAAUGCAAAAACAGUGAAACUACCAAGAGUGAAAAUACAUGAUGUACAAAAUGACAUGAGUAUACAAGAAAUAGAAGAGGACAUAAAAAACAGAAAUUCAGUUAUGUUUAGUGAUAAUUUCUCCUUAAUAUCUGAUAACAGAAAUGCUAGUAAACAGAGAAUUAUAAUAAUGGAAAUCUCCCCUGGAAUUUAUGAAAACAUUGCCAAAAAUAAUUACAAAUUAUUUCUCAAAAUGAAAAUGACACAUCAGGCUUUUUAUUUGGAAAAUUCAAAGGACUGAACACAAUCGUUUACAAAGUGAUAUACUUGUAUUUAUAAAACAAAAAACAAACCAAUGCGAUUCCUGAGAUUUUCCUGCUGAAAACCGUACGCCAGUCGAAAUAACAGCAAGUUUUAUAAUAAACCUACAACAGUAGUAACAACAGCAGUAGCAGCAAGCAACAAUAGCAGUAAGGGCAAUAACAAAAAAGAACAGUAGCGUAGUGAGCAUUGACUAUACUAAAAGCGGCAAGUGAAUUUUUUAGAUUCGAAGCAUACUUUUAUAAAC
This is a messenger RNA of Bactrocera oleae (olive fruit fly), 1848 nucleotides long. NCBI's taxonomy places the organism in Eukaryota, Metazoa, Arthropoda, Insecta, Diptera, Tephritidae. The record is from RefSeq and is a predicted model, not a curated record.